UCUAGGACUUCUGGGGUUGAGACGAAGCGGGGGAACUGCACGUGCGUGUAGAUUGAAUGCCUUAUAGUAUGUCCUCUCCACCAUGGGAACAGACGGAGAACCUUAAGGGUCUGCGAACCGAGCGUCACCAUCUCUGCCAGUGCACAUCGCAAUGUUCCGCCUCGCUAUUUUAUGCCUCAUAGCCCUUCUUGCGUACAGAAUCAGUAAAGUCCUCAGACGACUUCCAGUUCCUCCGGGUCCAAGGGGCCUUCCUGUCUUUGGCAGCGCUCUGGAAAUCCCGAAAGAAUGCAGUUGGCUCACAUUCGCGCAGUGGGCCAAGACCUACGGCCCUAUCAUGCACGUCUCCUGCAUGACUAGCUCAAUUAUUGUCUUGAGCUCGCGCGAAGCGAUAAUUGACCUUUUGGAGAAGAAGAACGCCGUGUAUUCGGAUCGCCCGAUCAUGACUAUGGCCGGAGAACUGGCCGGUCUGAAGAGACUGGUUGCAUUCGCACCCUACGGGCAGCGGCAUCGCGAAGGCCGCAAGCUCAUCACCGGGGCUCUCGGUCCCCGCAAGGCGCCAGAGCUGCAUGCAAUCCAAGAGGCGAAGACACUGGUGUUCAUUUCAAGGCUGACAGAAAGUCCCGCGGAAUUCCGGACUCACAUCCGCUGGCUGGUCGCAAGCAUCGUGCUUGAGGCCACCUACGGGAUCACAAUAGAUAGCUACGACGACCCCUUCCUUCUUGAAGUCGAGAAGUCACUCGCUGAGAUCAGCGACGUAUCGGCGCCCGGCGCAUACCUCGUUGAUGCGAUUCCGUCUCUGAAGUACGUUCCAGAAUGGUUCCCGGCAGCGUCGUUCAAGAGGAUAGCGAGAGAGACCCGUGAACGCUCAUACGCGUUGGAAGACAAGUUAUACCAAGCAGCAAGGAGACAAUUGGACCGCGGAUCAGCCACGCCGUCGUUUGUAGCGGAUCUACUCAAGCACAAUUACGACCCCACCCAGGAUGAUCACACCCUGUACGCAGAGGUCGCAGUUAUGUUCUACGGUGCCGGCGCGGAUACGACAGUCUCCUCGAUUCUCUCUUUCUUCCUCAUCAUGGCCACGCAUCCAGACAUCCAACGGAAAGCCCAAGCCGAAGUGGACUCCGUCACCAGCGGCAGACUGCCCAUCUGCAGCGACCGCGAGGAUAUGCCCUACCUCGGGGCGGUUCUCAAGGAGGUCCAUCGCUGCAACCCAGUGCUACCCCUGGCCCUGCCGCAUUACGUACGGGAGGAAGACGUCUACGCAGGAUAUCGUAUUCCGGCCGGUUCCACGAUCUUACCCAAUACUUGGGCCAUUCUGCACGACCCGGAGCUGUAUCCUCACCCAGACGAAGUAAUCCCGGAGCGCUACUACGACUGUUCUAACGGAGAUCUCAAUCCAGACCCACAAGACUUUGCCUUUGGCUACGGACGACGUGUCUGCCCUGGACGGACGCUCGCCGAGGACACCCUCUUCAUAGUUGCGGCGUCCGUGCUCGCAUCGUUCAACAUCACCAGUGUUGUUCCUUUGAAGGGCGAGACGAUCGAGUAUCGUGGCGGUGCGAUCAGUCACCCGGAUGACUUUGCGUGCGGUAUUCUGCCACGGCGGUCGACGUGAUUGUUCUACUCCUUGUCUCCAUUCCGCCCGGCGCUGGGAUUGACGUGGUGGCUCAUAUUGAUGUUCCACUCGUGGAAGAUUUGUGGAGACAUGACACCCCGUAUGGUGAUUUCGCGCAGUCUGUAUUGUUUCCUCUGCUG
Molecule: messenger RNA, 1755 nt
Organism: Rhodofomes roseus
Lineage: Eukaryota; Fungi; Basidiomycota; Agaricomycetes; Polyporales; Fomitopsidaceae
Product: cytochrome P450
Exons: 12
Coding region: 152-1615 (487 amino acids)
Molecular function (GO): iron ion binding; monooxygenase activity; heme binding
Source: RefSeq, a predicted model, not a curated record